This is a messenger RNA of Pyricularia pennisetigena, 1200 nucleotides long. RefSeq lists its product as uncharacterized. The record is from RefSeq and is a predicted model, not a curated record. Gene Ontology annotation, molecular function: hydrolase activity, hydrolyzing O-glycosyl compounds. Bases 1 to 1200 code for a protein of 399 amino acids. The transcript has a single exon. Gene Ontology annotation, biological process: carbohydrate metabolic process. NCBI's taxonomy places the organism in Eukaryota, Fungi, Ascomycota, Sordariomycetes, Magnaporthales, Pyriculariaceae.
AUGGCAAGGUCACUACCUCUCUUGAUUUCCUACGGUCUAGUAGGCCUUUUUGGCUUCGUCCAAAGCCAGACAUUUGAUCCCAACAAGGCCACUCCCGAGACUUGGGAUCCGGCCAAAGUCGGUACGGACAAGACGACAAAUGCCACCUAUAGAAAUCCAGUCAUGACCGAGAACAUUGGAGACCCAUGGAUGACCAGGUAUACAGAAAAUGGUGAAAACUGGUAUCUCUUCACGUACUCCACCAACGACAACAUCACCCUCAAGCGUUCCAGGGCUCUCACCGACAAUUGGGAUCACGCAGAGAGCCGCGUCAUUUUUAAACCGGACCCUAAGAGCGGCGAGCCGUGGUCUACCGAUAUCUGGGCGCCCGAAAUUCAUAACAUCUCGAACAGAUGGUAUGUCAUAUUCACGGCAACCCCAGACGGGGAUAAUCCACCACCAAUGCAGGAUGCCUUGUGCCCCUACAACUGUCCAGCCGUAAACCACCGCAUGUUUGUUCUGGAGAGCAGCGGAUCGGACCCAUGGACUUCAAGCUUUGCCUUGAAGCCCGAGGUUAAUACGUAUGACCAGUUCGCGAUCGAUGGGACAUAUUGGCACCACAACAACCAGACGUAUCACAUAUACUCUUGUUGGGAAAAUGCAUACUCGGCUUGGCCUGCGAACCUUUGCAUCACACACAUGUCGAACCCUUGGACCGUUGACUCGAGCCUGGCAGAUAGGCGCAUCAUCUCUGUACCUGAUCAGCCCUGGGAGAAGACCCCGUACGGGAGCACAAACAUCCGCCUCGCCUCCAACGAAGGGCCUCAGCAGCUCAUCAACCCCAAGACCGGCCAGCAGUUUCUGAUGUACUCUGCCGCGCGUGUCAACACGCCCUUUUACUGCCUGGGGAUGCUCGAGCUGGUGGGAAACGACCCGAUGAUGCACACCUCCUGGAAGAAGCACACGGACGGCUGCGUCUUUCACCUCAACAGCGCCGAGAACAUCUACGGCACUGGCCACGCCAGCUUUGUGACGUCGCCCGACGGCAGCGAGGACUAUCUCGUCUAUCAUGCCCAGACGACGCCGAAGCCCAAGGCCGACUUGUACCGCACGGCGCGUAUUCAAAAGUUUACCUGGGAUGAAAAGACGGGCGCGCCCGUGUUCCCUGUCGCGUCCAACGGUCCGUUUCCUGUGCCGUCUGGUCAAAAUGGACAUAAAUAG